GAGCAGCUGUCCCUGUCUGUCCUCCUGGUGAGCAGCUUGUGGCCCCCCAGCUGCCCGGGCCAUGAAGGGGCUCCAGUGCUCCUGGAGGCAGUGUCUCUCUGGGCUGCUCCUGCAGCUGCUCUUGGCCAUCUGCUUCUUCUCAUACCUGCGGGUGUCCCAGGACCAUCCCAUGGGGUUCCCUAGAACAGAGGCCAGCACCUCAGAUGUGGUCACCAGGACCCUCCACGGGUCCGUAGGGCUGGCAUCCACCCCACAGCCCCCUGCGCCCCAGAACCUGCUCAUCCUGCUGUGGACGUGGCCUUUCAACAAGCCCGUGUCUCUGUCCCGCUGCUCGGACCUGUGGCCGGGCACAGCCGACUGCCAGAUAACCGCCAACCGCAAAGUGUACCAGAGCGCAGAUGCUGUCAUCGUGCACCACCGGGACAUCAGCUACAGGCCUAAGGCUCAGCUCCCGCCAUCGCCGCGGCCACCCGGCCAGCGCUGGGUGUGGUUCAGCAUGGAGUCCCCCAGUCACUGCAGUCAGUUGCAGGCCCUAGAUGGCUUGUUCAACCUCACCAUGUCGUAUCGCAGUGACUCGGACAUCUUCACGCCCUAUGGCUGGCUGAUGCCCAGGGGAGACCAGCCCGCUGCCCCCCCACUCAACCUCUCAGCCAAGACAGGGCUGGUGGCCUGGGCCGUGUCCAACUGGAGGGAGGGCUCAGCCAGGGUGAGGUACUACAAACAGCUGCAGCUGCAUCUCCCAGUGGACGUGUACGGCAAGGGCCACCGGCCGCUGCCCCGCCAGGGCAUGCAGCAGCACCUGGCCCGGUAUAAGUUCUACUUGGCCUUCGAGAACUCACAGCACCCAGACUACAUCACAGAGAAGCUGUGGAAGAACGCGCUGCAGGCACCCGCGGUGCCCGUGGUCCUGGGCCCCAGCCGCAGCAACUACGAGCGCUUCCUGCCUCCUGACGCCUUCAUCCACGUGGACGACUUCCCGAGUCCCCAGGCCCUGGCGCAGCACCUGCUGGCGCUGGACAAGGACGACGCCCGCUACCUGCGCUUCUUCCGCUGGCGGGAGACGCUGCGUGUGGUCAGUGGUAGCUGGGCCCUGGCUUUCUGCAAGGCCUGCUGGCGGCUGCAGGAAGGGCCCAGGUACCAGACGGUGGCCAGCAUUGCCGCCUGGUUCACAUGACGGGACCAGCCUGGCCUCAUCCAGAGUCUCAGCUGUGAGGGAUUCCUCUAUGGGGACGCACUUGGGUGGGACCCACCUGAGGGGUGUGCCUGCCAGGGUCCUUACUGCAGGGUUCUUACUCAACACUUAAGGGGUGGGGCCGGGGAGAUGGCUCAGUAGAAUAAGUG
Octodon degus (degu) is the source of this 1341-nucleotide messenger RNA. RefSeq names its product fucosyltransferase 6 (gene Fut6). Gene Ontology annotation, molecular function: alpha-(1->3)-fucosyltransferase activity. Gene Ontology annotation, cellular component: membrane. The transcript has 4 exons. Lineage: Eukaryota; Metazoa; Chordata; Mammalia; Rodentia; Octodontidae. The coding region runs from base 62 to 1174 and encodes 370 amino acids. The record is from RefSeq and is a predicted model, not a curated record.